CAGAGGCGGACUGACCAUUUGGAAACUCAGGCACUGCCCGUGGGCCCGGGGUCAGUAGGGGGCCCCAUGAGAUGCCCCUGGUACCUUUUUCAUAGGCUUUUUUGAUGUGGGCAAGGACACAGGGGCCCCAUGAUCCCCUAUUGCCCGGGGGCCCCAUAAGUUGUCAGUCCGCCCCUGGUUCUGGGUGUACCUGUCACCACAGCCAGGGGCGAACUGACCAUUUGGAAACUCUGGCACUGCCCGAGGGCUGGGGUCAGUAGGGGGCCCAAUGAGACCUUUUUCAUAGGCUUUUUUGAGUUUGGGCAAGGGCACAGGGGCCCCCAUGAUCCCCUAUUGCCCGGGGGCCCCAU
This is a messenger RNA of Staurois parvus, 350 nucleotides long. The record is from the annotation of a GenBank genome assembly. Lineage: Eukaryota; Metazoa; Chordata; Amphibia; Anura; Ranidae.